Molecule: messenger RNA, 2102 nt
Organism: Bradysia coprophila
Lineage: Eukaryota; Metazoa; Arthropoda; Insecta; Diptera; Sciaridae
Gene: org-1
Product: T-box transcription factor 1
Biological process (GO): positive regulation of DNA-templated transcription; regulation of transcription by RNA polymerase II; cell fate specification
Cellular component (GO): chromatin; nucleus
Molecular function (GO): DNA-binding transcription factor activity, RNA polymerase II-specific; RNA polymerase II cis-regulatory region sequence-specific DNA binding
Source: RefSeq, a predicted model, not a curated record
UCUGAAACAGAAUUGAAAAGACGUGGAAAAUCUUUGCGAUCGGUUGAAAGCUUAAUUAUCAUCAAAUCGCGUUCCGUUGCUGACGUGCAUGUGUUACUAAACGGAAUAUCACACACCGGUGUGUUGUUGAGUGUUUUUGGCUCUGAACUCGGGUGAUCGGGUGGUGAUAAAAAAAAGGAAAGUGCUAGACAAUAAGGUGUUGAACACCAUUUACCAUUGAAUGUUUAGCCACGGAAAUUAAAUUUUGUUUUUGUUUUGAUUUUUGUUUUGUUUUACAUUUUUGUGUCGUCUUUUUGUUGUUGUUACGCUGAAUGUUAUUUAUUAUCCUUUCGCGUAAUUACAUCACCAGUGAUUUAUCGUUGGAUGUAACCGAAAAUUGAGCAUCCGAUUUUAUAAGAAAGGAUUACGGUGUGUGAGACGAGGCGUGCGUGUGAAAUAAAUUUUUAUUGGAAUCGAGAUUAGAAUUUGAACGAAUUGUCUACAAAACUCUUAAGAAAAUGCAUCACAUGGAUUAUCAUCGAGUAUCGAUGGCCGACGGCAUGUUGAGCAAUCAUUCCGGCACAGAGAGCAAUAUUCUGAAUGUAACGAAUGAUUGUUUCUAUUCGCCGGAUUAUUGGAAUAUUCCCUACACGAACGGAUUAACUCCAAUGAAACAAAUCGAAGCAUGUUUACAAACAGCUGGGAAGGAUCGCCUGUCCUACAAGCCAUUAGAUCAUGUCGAUCAAAAUAUCAAAUCGCCAUCAGAUACUAAAAGUUCAAUCAGUGGCUACGAGUCGGAGAAUGAUGUCAUAGACAGUAACCACCAUAGACAUAGUCCUAAGAAAUGUGAUCAGAAAGAGUCCACAUCUAGUCAUCCAGCGCUAGCCCAAGCAAUGGUUAUAUUGGAAACGAAACAAUUGUGGGAUAAAUUCCAUGAACAAGGUACCGAGAUGAUUGUCACAAAGACUGGCCGUCGAAUGUUUCCGACCUUUCAGGUUAGACUGUGUGGCUUGGAUCCACAAGCCAUGUACAUUAUGAUGAUGGAUUUUGUACCCGUCGACGAUAAACGAUAUCGAUACUCGUUCCACAGUUCGAGCUGGGUAGUAGCUGGGAAAGCGGAUCCAAUUUCACCGCCACGGAUACAUGUGCAUCCGGAUUCGCCAGCACCAGGUGCCACAUGGAUGAAACAGGUUGUUUCGUUUGACAAAUUGAAGCUGACGAACAAUCAAUUGGACGAAAAUGGUCAUAUCAUACUGAAUUCGAUGCAUCGAUAUCAACCACGAUUCCACAUAGUUUAUCUACCGCCCAAAAAUAGUUCAGAAGAAUCAGUCUUCCGGCGAUUUAUCUAUCCAGAAACGUCGUUCACAGCGGUUACAGCAUAUCAAAAUCAAAGAGUGACGCAAUUAAAGAUUGUUAGCAAUCCGUUCGCCAAGGGUUUUCGGGAAAAUGACGCUAAUGAUGAAUCUCAAGAAAUCAUGAGCAGUUUACAUAUUAAUCAACAUUCACAGAACCGCCAAAGGAGUAACAGCCGAUCCACAUCAAACCAUUCAAAUAAAGAUGACGAUAUUCACUCUCAACAAAACGGCCCAGCGCAAACAUUGGACCAAUCCGUUCCACACCCGAAUCGAUACACACAGUCUCCGCAUCAAUCAACUCAAUCGAAUAUCCAUACCAUAUCGCAGCCGUACGGAACCGAAUCGAGUAAUUUCGGUCCGUUCUAUCACCAUCACAACCAUAUACCCAGCUAUGGCAGUCCGUAUGACAAAUUCAAAAUACCGUCGAAUGCUCACACGCGAACGACAAGUUCGCCGUAUGCGCCUUUUCAGGGAUUUUACGGUAAUCCACAUCAAUUGGGCAGACCGAACGGUUACAUUGAUUUGGUGCCGAGAUGAAUUUGAAAUUUUUAUUUAGGUUGCGCUUGUACAGUUAGUUUUAAAGUUAAAUUUGUUUUCAAGUUCAAUUAUAAGUAAAAGUAAGUUUGUUCUAAGUGAGUUCAAAUAAAAAUGAUGAAAAUCGAAGUGUAAAUUUUCAAAUUAGGAAAUGAAAUUUAACGGUUUUCCAAUUUGUAAUAAUUUAUUUCUAACAUUAAAAUUGGUAAAUUAAAUUUAUUUUGAUUAAAUUGC